GAACUGCAGCCUACGGUUUCUUACCUAUUGACGACGACCACGGCACACAACACCCGACCCCCGGCAGAACGACGGCGGUGAGAACUCAAACGUGUCUUCCCCGGACGAUGGACCGAGACGUGCCCACUGCUGAUGCGAACACGUGGCAACCCUCUGUUACUCCACGCUCGAUCACUCUCCAGACCAACGUUCUCAGAGCGCAGGAUCAUGCUUCACUGCCGCCGCUCGUGGAUCCCCGAUAACUCAUCCACGCCCUCCCACCGCCUAGAAAUCUCACCUCUUCCCAUCCGCAAUCCGUCAAAUGAGUAGAAGAUCCGGUGAGUUACGAUGGAGCAAAGGAUGGAGGAGAAGACCAAGCCUGAGACGAAGGUGGAGAUCCAGGAAAGGGGAGAUGUUUUCUUCUUCUACAGGCCCAAGGUCAACAAGGAGGAAGCCCGGAGCCCACAUGACGUGCAGAGACUCUACGUCGUGUUGCGGCCGGAGUCCGGCGAGCGGUCGGUGGAGGAUAAGCAGUCAACGGAUUCGGGCAAGGAAGGUAGUACCAGAUCUGAAGACGAGGAGAACACGAAAGGUGAUGGCGACCCAAAGGAAGGCGGCUAUGGCAGAGAAGAAGUGAACAUCGAACAGCAGCCGUUGCUCCGCUUAAUUGUGAUGGGGAAGAAGGGCUUACCGGAUCCAGAGAAGCGAGGCCGGCCGUUCUGGGGUUUUGUGGAGCUCGUAACGACCAAAGAGGGAGAUAUCAAGGAGGCUCUUAAAGAAGAGGAGUACGAGACAACGACUCGCGGCCACCGCCACAAGCCUCCGGCGCGCGCUCUGGCAGAAGGCGUGUACCGGAUUCUUCGGCACGAGUCCCGGCGGCAGAUGCACACCCACCUGGUCUACAAGCUCGAGUUCCCGCCGGGAGACGCCGAGAAUGACUCUCUGGAGGCGUUCAACCUCGAGCGCGAGGCCUCCUACCUCAUCCAGAUCAAGAACCCGGAACAUGGCGACGGCGGCGGGCGGGCGUCCAACAGCUUCAGAGGGCUUCCGAGGAAGCGUCGCGCGUCGUACCCGGCGCAUCUCCAGGGCCGGAUGGGGAAUCGGCGGUUCGUGCCGGCGGACCCGCCGGACUUCCUGAACUAUGAAGGGUGCGAGCUGCUGCUGAUCGCGGCGUCGGACGACGUGGAGGAGGAGCUGGGUUUAGUGCUGAAGACGGAGUGCGAGGCAGACCCCGACUGUUCGGAUCUGCUGCGGCUGGUGGGCGACACCGUCGACACCAAGCCUCUCCUUAGAGGCACCUGGGACUGACUCGUGUCUGGUCUCUCCCCUUUUGUUUGUCCUCGACCCUGUUUGCUGUGUCUUCUGGCUCCUCUUUUGUGUGUCCGAGAGCACGACGUCGAACAAGUGCGGUGACAGUUGUGUAACGUCCGUAAGCAUAAGAA
This is a messenger RNA of Zingiber officinale, 1421 nucleotides long. RefSeq lists its product as uncharacterized. The transcript is spliced from 4 exons. NCBI's taxonomy places the organism in Eukaryota, Viridiplantae, Streptophyta, Magnoliopsida, Zingiberales, Zingiberaceae. The coding region runs from base 328 to 1287 and encodes 319 amino acids. The record is from RefSeq and is a predicted model, not a curated record.